CGUGAUGAAAGCCUGGAGACUGAUGGAAUAGUAGCAGCCAUUUGUAAUUACAGAGAAAAACAGCAGUUACGUUUGAUCUAGAUAACAACCAUAAGAACAUACAACCGUUAAAAUCAGUACGUACCAGAUGACUCUGGUUUACGUUAUCUAAAUUUUGUAUAUUGCGCUCCGAACGGGAAAGGUUCAAACUAUUAUUACGUAUCUGCACAGUAUCCACCGUGCUCUCGGUUGCUAAAUAAGCGGUGACCGUUGCCAUUGGUAAAAAUGGCAAUUCCGCUGUAUCGUUGGAGCCCAGUUAUUAAAGGACAGUUUGGUACGUUAAACCUAUGUUAUCUUGGUGUACAAGCCGUAAAUGGUUUCCAGUACCGUUCCAACACAACCCAACCCACAAAAACCAAAUUUGGGCCACUGCAUGAUAAUGACCGCAUAUUCACAAAUUUAUAUGGAAGAUUUGAUUGGAGACUGAAAGGUGCUUUGAAGAGGGGUGACUGGUAUAAGACCAAAGAGAUUCUCCUUAAAGGAUCAGAUUGGAUUAUAAAUGAAAUCAAGACAUCAGGUCUUCGAGGUAGAGGAGGAGCUGGUUUCCCUUCAGGAAUGAAAUGGAGCUUUAUGAAUAAACCAUCAGAUGGCAGGCCAAAAUAUCUUGUCGUGAAUGCAGAUGAAGGUGAACCAGGGACUUGUAAGGACAGAGAAAUUAUGCGCCAUGACCCUCAUAAGUUAGUAGAAGGCUGCUUAGUAGCAGGGAGAGCUAUGGGUGCUCAAGCAGCGUAUAUUUAUAUCCGAGGAGAAUUUUACAAUGAGGCUUCAAACAUGCAAUUAGCAAUUGCUGAGGCAUAUCAAGCUGGCCUGAUAGGGAAGAAUGCUUGUGGAUCAGGGUUUGACUUUGAUGUAUUCAUGCAUCGUGGGGCUGGAGCUUAUAUCUGUGGAGAGGAAACAGCAUUGAUUGAGUCUAUUGAGGGGAAACAAGGAAAGCCCCGACUCAAGCCACCUUUCCCUGCUGAUGUAGGAGUGUUUGGUUGUCCAACGACUGUCGCCAACGUGGAAACAGUGUCUGUAGCACCAACCAUCUGUCGCAGAGGUGGAAGCUGGUUUGUAAGUUUUGGUAGACCACGAAACUCUGGCACUAAACUGUUCAACAUAUCUGGUCAUGUGGUCAACCCAUGCACAGUAGAGGAAGAAAUGUCUAUUCCAUUGAAGGAGCUGAUUGAACUUCAUUCUGGUGGUGUAACCGGUGGUUGGGAUAACUUGCUGGCAAUUAUCCCAGGAGGAUCUUCCACACCCCUCAUACCAAAACAUGUAUGUGAAGAUGUAUUGAUGGAUUUUGAUGGGCUUGUGGCUGCUCAGACAAGUUUAGGUACAGCAGCCAUUAUAGUAAUGAACAAGCAGACGGAUGUUGUGAAAGCUAUUGCAAGGCUGAUUGAGUUCUACAAGCAUGAAUCCUGUGGUCAGUGCACGCCAUGUCGAGAGGGUAUCUCGUGGAUGAAUAAGAUAAUUCACCGCUUCAUCACAGGGAAUGCUCAGCCUGGUGAGAUUGACAUGCUCUGGGAACUAAGCAAGCAGAUAGAAGGCCAUACUAUCUGUGCUUUAGGAGAUGGGGCAGCUUGGCCAGUGCAGGGGUUAAUUCGACAUUUCCGACCAGAAUUGGAAGCACGUAUGAAGAAGUUCCAUGAGGAGACUGCAGUGGCAGCCCAGAAUUGAACAAAAGGAGUUCAUUGACUUGGUCAUUGUAAAAAGUGUGUAUGGAAGAGUGGACUGAUGUUUUGCAGUUUGUUUUUCAAUCUGUAUAACUUUCUUCACUGGAAAGUAGGAGAAAGCCUGUACAUACCACUGUACUUUCCAAAGAAAGUUACUGUAUUAGAAUAUUUAUUUGUAGUGUAUAUAAUUGGCAGUAGUAUUACUGUUUCUGACUAUAUUUUAAAUCUUAUUUAGAAUUGCAUUAGGUAAGUGGAAGCUUAAAGGAGGUUUGUAGAUGAAGAUAAAUAUUUAAAUUUAAUAGCUGCAGCAAACAGAUUUUUUUUAUCCUUUCAAACAGAUGUCAGAAAAACUUUUAUUAUAAUAGUAAUAAUGAUUAUUGUUAUUUUUCAGUUUAUUUUAAUAAAAAGUUUUACCUCAGUACCUAUAUAUCUUUAUAAGAGAUGGUAUUUGUUUUCAGUUUGAAUGGUCUCUCAACCAUAGUUGCAUUUUCUCAGUUUAAUAUGUAUAGUGUAGUUACUGUACCAAUAAAACAUGAAUAUACUUUAUUUGCUGAUCA
Zootermopsis nevadensis is the source of this 2251-nucleotide messenger RNA. It is a transcript of the gene ND-51, whose product is annotated as NADH dehydrogenase (ubiquinone) 51 kDa subunit. Gene Ontology annotation, biological process: mitochondrial electron transport, NADH to ubiquinone. The record is from RefSeq and is a predicted model, not a curated record. Gene Ontology annotation, cellular component: respiratory chain complex I. NCBI's taxonomy places the organism in Eukaryota, Metazoa, Arthropoda, Insecta, Blattodea, Termopsidae. Gene Ontology annotation, molecular function: FMN binding; NAD binding; 4 iron, 4 sulfur cluster binding.